Messenger RNA from Dalotia coriaria, 1685 nucleotides. Its product is annotated as keratin, type I cytoskeletal 9-like. The record is from RefSeq and is a predicted model, not a curated record. Bases 236 to 1648 code for a protein of 470 amino acids. NCBI's taxonomy places the organism in Eukaryota, Metazoa, Arthropoda, Insecta, Coleoptera, Staphylinidae. The transcript is spliced from 5 exons.
UUGUUAAUCAAAGUAAAGCCCAACGAGUAGGUACUUCACUAUUGUCAAGUUAACUUAAGCGUAAACCCGUUUGUGUUUCCAAUUUGGAGCCGAUCGUGAUGCGUCGGCGGUGUCCGGAAUUGUGUUGAUUUUCAUAUCAGACGCAGAUCCAAACACUUCGACUCAGAGUUAAUACAAAUCGCAAAAUAUCCAGACACAUUUUGAGAAACGUUUAUUUCAUUUCAUCGCUUUAAAAAUGGAAUUAUGGUUUGUUUUGAUGGCAGUUUUAUCCUUUGGCGCAUCAUACAUGCCUGGAGCUGCAUCCGGAGGUAUAAACUAUGCCAUUGCAGGUGGUUAUGGUAGAGACGACAAUUAUAAUGCUACCUUUGGAAGAAAAUAUUUUAAACCCAAUAAUGCUUAUUCCUAUACCAGUCAUAGUGGAGAUUAUAGUGGAGCUCAAAGAAGAGCUAAUGUUGGAAGUUAUUUGGACCUUACCGGAGGUCAAAAUGGAGGUUAUGUUGGUCCCAGUGGAGCUCAAAGAAGGGCUAAUAUUGGAAGUUAUUAUGAUCUUACCGGAAGUCAUGGUGGAGGUUAUGCUGGCUCCAACGGGGCUCAAAGAAGAGCUAAUAUUGGAAGUUAUUAUGAUCUCACCGGAAGUCAUGGUGGAGGUUAUGCUGGUUCCAACGGGGCUCAAAGGAGAGCUAAUGUUGGAAGUUUGUUGGAUCUCACCGGAGGCCUUGGUGGCGGUUAUGUUGGUCCCGGCGGAGUUCAAAGAAGAAAUGUUGGUACCAGUGGAACUCAUGGAGGAAGUGAUGUUGAUUCCACCGGAAGUCAUAGUGCAGGUUAUGAUGGUUCCAGCGGAGCUCAAAGAAGAGCUAAUGUUGGAAGUUUUUUGGAUCUCACCGGAGGUCUUGGUGGAGGUUAUGUUGCUCCCAGCGGAGCUCAAAGAAGAAAUGUUGAUACCAGCGGAAAUCAGAGAAGAGGUGAUGUUGAUUCCACCGGAGGUCAUAGUGCUGGUUAUGAUGGUUCCAGUGGAGAUCAAAGUGCAGGUAAUGAAGGUUCCAACGCACCACAAAGAAGAGCUAAUGAUGGUGUGCCUGAUGAUGGUUUCGGUGGCGACCAUCUUAGAAAAGUCGCCGAUGCAACCGAAAAUGUUCUUUCACAGUAUAAAAAUUAUUAUAAUAAUUUCUGGAAUUUACAUGAUGAUAUCGGCAGGCGCAUAACUUCUUACGCUUUCACUACUGGUGAUGGUCAAAAUAUUAAAGCACAAGCUUCUUUGACAUAUGACACUCCUGAAAGCAUUCAGGAAGUUCAUAAGAAAAUACUAGAAGACAACGCAAAAAUGGCGAAAUUCAUAAGAGGUGAAACUGAUAAAAACGCAGAAACAAGCAGAAAAAUAGGAGCAGGCUUUGCUGCAGCUUCAUUUGGCAACAAAGGUUUAUUGCAGUCGGCAGUUGUAAAUCCGGCGAAUCCAUCUAUGCCAAACAGGCGUAAUGCCUUCCAGCCUGUCAAUUUGGCUCCUAGUGGUAAAACUAAUUUCAAAGGUUUCAUGACGGCCAGCAGCACUCAUACGCACAAUGUCAACGGAGUACCAAAAACUAAACAUGUUGCUGAAACUGUCGUCAAUAACAACGGAAAAGUUACCGUCCAACAUGUCGAAUCUCCAUAAAGUGUAUAACCUAAAAGAAUAAAAGUGUAGCUAAAAA